GCCCCGCCUGCCCGCAGCUCCCCGGGAGGAAGGACCUGUUUAUCGAGGCCGACCUGAUGAGCCCCCUGGACCGCAUCGCCAAUGUCUCCAUCCUGAAGCAGCACGAGGUGGACAAGCUGUACAAGGUGGACAGCCGGCCAGCCCUCAGCACCAGCGACCAGUUCUGCUUCCUUGUCCGGCCACGGAUCAAGACCAUGCGGUACAUUGCUGAUAUUGUCAAUGCUGACAAGAUGUCGGGGAGGAGCAGGAAGUACAAGAUUAUCUUCAGCCCCCAAAAGUUUUAUGCUUGCGAGAUGGUGCUGGAGGAAGAGGGAGUCUUUGGUGAUGUCACCUGUGAUGAAUGGUCCUUCUACCUGCUGCCCCUGGAUGAAGACAUCAUCAGCAUGGAGCUGCCCGAGUUCUUCCGUGACUACUUUUUGGAGGGAGAUCACCGCUGGAUUAACUCGGUUGCCCGAGCCCUGCAGCUACUGAACUCCCUGUACGGGCCUUUUGGCAAGGCCUACGGCAUCGGCCGGUGCGCUAAGAUGAGCUACGAGCUGUGGCGAGACCUGGAGGAGGAGAGCGAGAGCGAUGGCCAGGGCAGGAAGCCUGAGAUUGGCAACAUCUUCCUCAUGGACAGAGACAUGGACUAUGUGACAGCACUGUGCUCCCAGGUGGUGUAUGAGGGGCUGGUGGAUGACACCUUCCGCAUCAAGUGCGGGAGUGUGGAUUUUGGGCCAGACGUCACCUCUUCUGACAAGAGUAUUAAGGUGCUGCUCAAUGCCCAGGACAAAGUCUUCAGCCAGAUUCGGAAUGAGCACUUUUCCAGCGUGUUUGGCUUCCUGAGCCAGAAGUCGCGUAACCUGCAGGCACAGUACGAUCGGCGCCGCGGCAUGGACAUCAAGCAGAUGAAGAACUUUGUCUCCCAGGAACUGAAGGGACUAAAGCAAGAGCAUCGCCUCCUGAGCCUGCAUAUUGGUGCCUGUGAGUCCAUCAUGAAGAAGAAAACCAAGCAGGAUUUCCAGGAGAUGAUCAAGGCUGAGCACUCUCUGCUGGAAGGUGUUGACGUGCGCGAGAGCACCAGCUUCAUUGAGGAGCACAUCGACCGGCAGGUAUCCCCCAUUGAGAGCCUGCGCCUGAUGUGCCUCCUGUCCAUUACGGAGAACGGUCUCAUCCCCAAAGACUACCGCUCCCUCAAAACCCAGUACCUGCAGCUGGGGCUCUGCGCUGAGCCAGCUGCCCCUCUCCAGAGCUACGGGCCCGAGCACUUGCUGACCUUCCACAACCUGAAGCGUGUGGGGCUGCUGACCGAGCAGGCGGCAGGAGAGACCCUGACUGCUGUGGAGAGCAAAGUCAGCAAACUGGUGACAGACCGCGCUGCAGGAAAGAUCACAGAUGCGUUUAAUUCUUUGGCCAGGAAGAGCAAUUUUCGAGCCAUAAGCAAGAAACUGGGCUUGAUCCCCCGGGUAGACGGAGAGUACGACCUGAAAAUGCCUCGGGACAUGGCUUAUGUGUUCAGUGGGGCCUACAUCCCCCUGAGCUGCAAGAUCAUUGAGCAGGUGCUGGAGCGCCGGGGCUGGCUGGGCCUGGAGGAGGUUGUGCGGCUGCUCAACGGCAAUGAGUUUUCCGUCUCAGACAGCACUGUGGAGGACAACCCCACCUGGGAGUCCCAGCGCGUCAUCCUUGCUGUCUUCCUGGGGGGCUGCACCUUCUCUGAAAUUGCUGCCCUGCGGUUUCUGGGGAAGGAGAGAGGUUGCAAGUUCAUCUUCCUGACCACGGCCAUCACCAACAGCGCCCGCAUGAUGGAGUCCAUGAUCGAGGCCAAGGCCUGAGGCCCGGCCGGGCUGGGGUGGCGGGGGGGCCUCUGCCGCUCUCCGUGCCCCCCUCGUGCCAAUAAACAUAUGUCCUGGCA
Athene cunicularia (burrowing owl) is the source of this 1891-nucleotide messenger RNA. RefSeq names its product VPS33B, late endosome and lysosome associated (gene VPS33B). Gene Ontology annotation, biological process: intracellular protein transport; vesicle-mediated transport. Bases 57 to 1811 code for a protein of 584 amino acids. NCBI's taxonomy places the organism in Eukaryota, Metazoa, Chordata, Aves, Strigiformes, Strigidae. Gene Ontology annotation, cellular component: lysosome; CORVET complex. The record is from RefSeq and is a predicted model, not a curated record. The transcript is spliced from 22 exons.